CCCCCAUUUCUCUAUUCGCUGAGCGUAUCCAUAGUUAUUUACAACGUCUCCUCUCUGUCACACAGAAACAUACAACAAUGGCGUCUAUGAAAGCAACAGCUGCCAAGAAAGCUCCCUCUAAAACGAAACCCAAGUCUCACCCUACUUACGCAGAGAUGAUCAAAGAAGCAAUUGUGACAUUGAAGGAGAGGACUGGAUCUAGCCAGUACGCCAUUGCGAAACACAUCGAGGAUACCCAAAAGGAUUUGCCGGCGAAUUUCAAAAAGCUUUUGUUGGUUCAGUUGAAAAAACUCGUUGCAGCCGGAAAACUUACCAAGGUUAAGAACUCGUUUAAGCUUGGAGUUGUUGAGAAACCGACCACCGUGAAGAAAGCUCCGGCAGCAACUAAAAAAGUUGUUGCUAAAGAAGAUUCGGUGGCAAAGAAGGCCGCGGCCCCUAAAGCUAAAUCCGCUACUCAAGUGAAAUCAAAGGCGAAGGCGAAAGUGAAGACACCCAUUAAGGCUAAAAAGGCUGUGAAGAAAUCAAUUCCGGCGAAGAAACCAAAGAGUAUUAAGUCGCCGGCGAAGAAGGUUGCAGUAAAGAAGACGAUGAAAUGAGUCGGGUGGAAUGAGUGAUUGUAUAAAUUUGUAGACAAUUGUCUCUAGCUGUUAGGCUAGGAUUAAUAUUGACAGCAUUUUGGCUAUGGUUUUGAUGUAUUUCUUUGGAAUUCAACUGUCGGUCCAUUAACAAUAUGGUUUACUUUUAAUGAAAAUUACUUUGAUGAAA
Molecule: messenger RNA, 765 nt
Organism: Lactuca sativa (garden lettuce)
Lineage: Eukaryota; Viridiplantae; Streptophyta; Magnoliopsida; Asterales; Asteraceae
Product: histone H1
Biological process (GO): nucleosome assembly; negative regulation of DNA recombination; chromosome condensation
Cellular component (GO): nucleus; nucleosome
Molecular function (GO): nucleosomal DNA binding; double-stranded DNA binding; structural constituent of chromatin
Source: RefSeq, a predicted model, not a curated record